This is a messenger RNA of Fusarium poae, 318 nucleotides long. RefSeq lists its product as uncharacterized. NCBI's taxonomy places the organism in Eukaryota, Fungi, Ascomycota, Sordariomycetes, Hypocreales, Nectriaceae. The transcript has a single exon. The record is from RefSeq and is a predicted model, not a curated record. The coding region runs from base 1 to 318 and encodes 105 amino acids.
AUGACCAUCCUCUUACAAUAUAUUCCCAAUCUCGCUGUAGAGAACUUCCCAAAAGCGUUCCAGGAGACUGAGAUAACUAGGAUGGAGGGGCCAGCUGGUCCAAGUCUGAAUGCCAAGGACAGUUUCAAGGCCUCCAAGAGACACGCCAAAUACGGCAAUCAUGGCAUCACACCAAUCAACAAUGCCUGUGAUGUGACCUGUGACAUUGUCUACAUGGAUGUUGUUCUCGAAGAGGUCGUCAUGCUGGAAAGCCAUGGGAUAGUCUGGCCGAAAGAGAAGUGGAAGCUACCGCCGAACCUCAUCCAACUUGGUUUGUAA